Herpailurus yagouaroundi (jaguarundi) is the source of this 2999-nucleotide messenger RNA. Its product is annotated as caspase-12-like. Gene Ontology annotation, biological process: regulation of inflammatory response; proteolysis. NCBI's taxonomy places the organism in Eukaryota, Metazoa, Chordata, Mammalia, Carnivora, Felidae. Gene Ontology annotation, cellular component: NLRP3 inflammasome complex; IPAF inflammasome complex; AIM2 inflammasome complex. The transcript has 10 exons. The coding region runs from base 309 to 1436 and encodes 375 amino acids. Gene Ontology annotation, molecular function: cysteine-type endopeptidase activity. The record is from RefSeq and is a predicted model, not a curated record.
UGUCAAAAAUACACUGCAACACAGAACACAGCAACUGUGAGACAGAGGAAAGAAAAGCCAGGUUUUGCUUCCUGUUUUUCAAAGGAAAUAAGGUAUAGAUCCGAAGACGGGUCAAAUUCUUUCUUUGCAAAGACAAAGGAACCUGAAAAGCUGUAGUUUCCCGUUUAGAUUUGGGUAAUAGCAGCCAAUCCAUUGAGAGCAGAGAUAGAAGGCUGCUUUCACUUUCACUCCUUUUCCUGCCCAGAGAGCCUCAGCAGCAACAGCCGACAAGACAUCACCCCAAGGUCCGGCCCUACGACAAAACGGGGAUGGCCGGCAAUAGGGUGAACGACUUUAUUGAGGACUUGAAGGGAAAGAAGGUGUUAACAAAGCAAGAGUUACGUGCAUUAGGGAAAAGAGUGGACCUCAUCGUGGAUAAGACUGAAGGCCUGAUUGAUGGUCUCAAUGAGAAAUCGGGAAUAGUAGGAAAAAUGUUAGUGAAAAGUAUCUUCGGUCCCAAAGGCGAGCUGGCUUUAGAAAUUCUUGAUGAAAUUGAGAAUUAUGACUCUGACAACAGCGGGUCAUAUUCCUCUUCGACAGUAUUUCAGGUAACCCAGGCUUCCCAAAUCAAUGUGCUGAAGCUUUGUCCUUGUAUCCAUUUUAAGGAACCAAAGACAAUAAUGGCACAUGAGAUCUAUCCAGUGAUGGAGAAGAAGAGCCGAAUGCGCCUGGCUCUCAUCAUUUGCAAUAGAACAUUCGAUUAUCUUUCUGAGCGAGAAGGCUGUGAAAAGGACAUUUCGGGGAUGCGAGAUCUGCUGGAGAACCUUGGAUAUUCAGUGGUUAUAAAGGAAAAUCUCACCGCUCAGGAAAUGAAGGUCGAGCUGAAGCACUUUGCCACCCGCCCAGAGCACCGCUUCUCAGACAGCACGUUCCUCGUGUUCAUGUCACACGGCAUCCUGGACGGGAUCUGUGGGACAAAGCACAGGGAGGAAGAGCCAGAUGUCCUUCACGACGACACCAUCUUCCAGAUUUUCAACAAUCGCAACUGCAGGAACCUAAAAGACAAACCGAAGGUCAUCAUCAUGCAGGCCUGCCGAGGCAAAGGCAACGGGGCCGUCUGGGUGACAGAUGUGGGAGAAGCCUGUGCAUGGCCGGAAAACCAGCCCUCAGCACCCUACAUCUUCAGUGAUGCCGUACAAAAGACCCAUGUGGAGAAGGACUUCAUCGCUUUCAAAUCUUCGACUCCACAUAACGUUUCCUGGAGACUGAACACAGAUGGCUCUGUCUUCAUCUCCCAUCUUAUCCGCUACUUCAAAAUGUAUUCUUGUUGUCAUCAUUUGGAGGAGAUUUUCCGAAAGGUUCAAUAUUCAUUUGAGACUCCAAAUAUAAUUACCCAGAUGCCCACGAUUGAGAGACUCUCCAUGACACGAUAUUUCUACCUCUUCCCUGGGAAUUAAAACUCAUACACAGCAUCUCAGUCUUAAUGUCUCUCAAGGACCUACCUACUGAAUGGAAGAUAUUUAGUUCCGAAGCUUGCACAAAAAAACUGGAUGUUCAUAUACAGCUGGCGUGAGGCGUCCUCCCAGGGAAGUCAGUUUGGCUGAGUUUCAUUCCUCCUGUGUUUGUGAUGAGGACUGCCUGUACCACAGUGUCAGUUGGAGGCUGCUGGGUGUGCACCGAGGCAAUGAGACCCUAGUGCGGACCUCCCCCUCUGGGGGUGACAGGCCCAUAGCCCUUUUGUGAAGGCACAACUCAUGGUAGGCAUCAGUUCUGUUUAUGCCUUACCUCCUAUAACCCCUUUCCUUAUGUUUCCUUCUCUCUACUUUUCCAGGGAAACUGGGCCAUUAUGUACUCGACGAACCUACUACUUUAAAAGGGCAAUGUCUGCUCGUGAAUAUUUUUAUACGAAACUUCCCAAAUGCCCACCUUCAACCAAGGCCAAGUGAAAAUCAAUGUCAUAUUGUUGCUGAGUUAGUACUUACUACAUUUUUAAAAAAUUAUGUUUGUUUUCUCACGUUAUUGUAAGGGUAAAACAUUUUCAUUGCAAAACAAAGUUUAAGUAUACAAAAACAUUUAAAAAGUAUUUAAUGAAUAAGUGAUUACAUUAAUAGGUGUCCUGGUAUUAGGCAAAGAUCAUAUUCUCGGGAUAAACUCUUCUCUGUUAUAAAGGAUCAUUCACAUACUCUCCAUUUGGAAGACUAUUACUAACAUUUGACUUGGGACAUUUACAUUAUAGACUGAAUUCUCAUUUAUUUUGACUCAUUUCUAACUUGGCCAUAGGAUAUUUUGAUAAUAUUUUUAAAUGAACUACAAGUAGUAUUUUUUUUUUUGAUUCCUAGAAUGUGAAAAAUCUUUGUCCCUGAGUUCACUUAUGAGUUCUCCUAAAAACAUAUACAAAGGCGAGUGUGAAUUUAUUUCUUAGUAGUAUGUUUUUAUUAUCAAAAUGUUGAUUUUUUUAAAAAAAGUACCCAUACAUAUCUGCAUCUGUAUACUCAUUAACUUUCAAACUAUAGAUGAAAGCCAAUGUGUAUAAUCACUAAAAAAAAAACAAAAACAAAAAAACAAAAAAAACCUUUAUUUUGUUUGAAUCUUGAGAACAAGGAGAUUAUGUAAAAAUAUCCCUUUAGAACUGAAAGUGACAAAGAGGGAAGUGAAAAUCAAGUUCCAUGAAAUGAUUUAUGUUCUCUCUCUUCCAUCCUGUGGUCUUACUUCCUCUCUCUCUACAUACACAAACUCACAGAUGAAUUUAGAAAGCUAACUGUGUAAGAUACUCUAUGACCUGUACUUGUGUUGAUUCAAAAUUACCAUCUAGGAUUAAAGGGAGAUGUGAAGCAUCAGUAAUAUACAUAGCCUAAGCUUAAGAGGGUGGGGGAAGGCGAUCAAGGGCUGACUGGGGGCUGGGUAGAGUCUCCUUCCUGUCCCUUUUCACUCAGCCCCUUAUAUUCUGAAGGUCACAUCUCCAGCUGUUGGAGCUACACCUCUGAAGGUCAAAAAAAGUGCAGCCUAGUCAGCAAGAAAGA